Messenger RNA from Balaenoptera ricei (Rice's whale), 1036 nucleotides. Its product is annotated as RNA-binding protein with serine-rich domain 1-like. Gene Ontology annotation, molecular function: RNA binding. The record is from RefSeq and is a predicted model, not a curated record. Gene Ontology annotation, biological process: mRNA splicing, via spliceosome. Lineage: Eukaryota; Metazoa; Chordata; Mammalia; Artiodactyla; Balaenopteridae. The transcript has a single exon. Gene Ontology annotation, cellular component: ASAP complex; nucleoplasm; cytoplasm. The coding region runs from base 122 to 1036 and encodes 304 amino acids.
AGCUGCUGCACUUUGGCGUAAAUUGCAAUCGAUUAGGGAUCGUUUCUCAGACUCAAGUUAGAAGUGAGAGUUCAGAUAAGUGAGGCCGCCAUUGCUGCUUUGAACACCUCAGAAGGGGAGAAUGGAUUUAUCAGGAGUGAAAAAGAAGAGCUUGCUAGGAGUCAAAGAAAAUAAUAAGUCCAGCACUAGGGCUCCUUCUCCUACCAAACGCAAAGACCGCUCUGAUGAGAAGUCCAAGGAUCGCUCUAAAGAUAAGGGGGCCACAAAGGAGUCAAGCGAGAAGGAUAGUGGCAGGGAUAAAACUCGAAUGAGGCGCAGCGCUUCCAGUGGUAGCAGCAGCACCAGGUCUUGGUCCAGCUCUACCUCCAGCUCGGGCUCCAGCGCCAGAACGGGCUCCAGCAGCGGCUCCAGCUCAUCUUCAGCAUCGAGCUGCUCAGGAAGUUCCAGCACAUUCCGCAGCUCCAGCUCCAGCAGCUCCCCUGGCUCUCCGAGUCCUUCUCAGCGCAGGCAGGACAACAGGUGGCAUUCGCGCUCCAAAUCUAAACCACCCAAAAGAGACGGAAAGGAAAGGAAAAGGCGGAGCCCUUCCCCUAAACCUACUAAAGUGCACAUUGGAAGGCUCACCAGGAAUGUGACCAAGGAUCAUAUCAUGGAGAUAUUCUCCACCUACGGGAAAAUUAAAAUGAUUGACAUAACUGUAGACAGGAUGCACCCCCAUCUGGCUAAAGGCUAUGCAUAUGUGGAGUUUGAGAAUCCAGAUGAGGCCGAGAAGGCGCUGAAGCACAUGGACGGAGGACACAUCGAUGGCCAGGAGAUCACUGCCACUGUUGUGCUGGCCCCCUGGCCUCGGCCACCCCCCAGGCGAUUCAGCCCUCCCAGGAGAAUGCUGCCACCGUCUCCCGUGUGGCGCAGGUCACCCCCACGGAUGAGGAGAAGGUCGCGUUCCCCUUGGUGCAGGUCCCCCGUGCGCCGGCGAUCCCAUUCCCCUGGCCGCCGCCACCACAGGAGCUGCUCCAGCUCCAACUCCUCCCGAUAA